This is a messenger RNA of Bubalus bubalis (water buffalo), 3461 nucleotides long. It is a transcript of the gene B3GLCT, whose product is annotated as beta 3-glucosyltransferase. Gene Ontology annotation, cellular component: membrane. The transcript is spliced from 15 exons. The coding region runs from base 130 to 1629 and encodes 499 amino acids. Lineage: Eukaryota; Metazoa; Chordata; Mammalia; Artiodactyla; Bovidae. The record is from RefSeq and is a predicted model, not a curated record. Gene Ontology annotation, molecular function: acetylglucosaminyltransferase activity.
GGAGGAGGGGAGCCGCGGAGACGGGUCAGCCGCGGCGGCAGGGGCGGCGGCGGCGGCAGCCGUGCAGCUCCGCUCCCCGCGCGUCUCCCGUCCCCGCGCCCAUAUAGGGCGCGCAGCCCCGCCGCCGGGAUGCUGCCGCCCGCCCGCCGCGGCCGCCGCCUGGCGCUGCCGGCACUGCUCUCACUGCUCACCUGCUCCCUGGCUUUUGCUUUGGUUUCUGAAGAUGUGAAGAAAGAGGCCAUACAGUCUAAGAAUUUGGAGAAAAGUGAUAUAUCAAAGAAAAAUGACAUAGAUUUAAAAGAAAUUGUAUUUGUCAUCCAGAGUCAAAGUAAUUCUUUUCAUGUGAAGAAAGCAGAACAGUUAAAACAAAGCAUCCUAAAGCAAUCUGCAGAUCUUACACAGGAAAUGCCCACCGUGCUCCUCCUUCACCAGCUGGCUCAGCAGGAAGGCGCGUGGACCAUACUUCCGUUGUUACCGCUCUUUUCUGUAACAUAUAGCAGAAAUUCAUCAUGGAUUUUCUUCUGUGAAGAAGAGACAAGAAUACAAAUUGUACAACUCUUAGAAACACUCAGAAGAUAUGACCCAUCAAAGGAAUGGUUUUUAGGAAAAGCAUUACAUGACGAAGAAUCUACAAUAAUUCACCAUUAUGCCUUUUCUGAAAAUCCUACAGCUUUUAAAUAUCCUGACUUGGCUGCCGGCUGGGCCCUUAGUAUCCCACUGGUAAACAAGCUUACAAAGAGAUUAAAGAGUGAAUCCCUGAAAUCUGACUUCACGAUAGAUUUAAAACAUGAGAUCGCGCUCUACAUCUGGGAUGGAGGGGACGGACUCCCGCUCACGCCCGUGCCCGAGUUCUGUACAGACACUGUGGGCUCCUCCUGCGCCACCUCGUUCCAGUCUUCCCUGCCGCUUUGUGGAAAUCCAGUGAAGAAGGAGGAUAUUUUUGUUGCAGUGAAAACAUGCAAGAAGUUUCAUGGUGAUAGAAUCCCCAUCGUGAAGCAGACUUGGGCGGGGCAGGCAGGGCACCUCGAAUACUACAGUGAUUACGCAGACAGCUCCAUUCCGACGGUGGAUCUGGGGAUUCCUAACACAGAUAGAGGUCAUUGUGGAAAGACAUUUGCCAUUUUGGAAAGAUUUCUAAAUCACAGCCAUGACAAAAUACCGUGGUUGGUCAUUGUGGAUGAUGACACAUUAAUAAGCAUCUCCAGGCUCCGGCACCUGCUGAGCUGCUACGACGCCCGUGAACCCGUGUUUCUGGGAGAGCGUUACGGCUAUGGGCUGGGCACCGGAGGCUACAGCUACAUCACGGGAGGAGGAGGAAUGGUUUUCAGCAAAGAGGCCAUCAGGAGACUUCUCGCCAGCAAGUGUCGCUGCUACGGCAACGAUGCUCCAGAUGACAUGGUCCUAGGCAUGUGCUUCAGUGGCUUAGGAAUCCCCGCGACUCACAGCCCUCUCUUCCAUCAGGCGCGGCCCGUGGAUUACCCUAAGGACUACCUGUCUCACCAGGUUCCCGUGUCUUUCCACAAGCACUGGAACAUCGAUCCCGUGAAGGUCUACUUCACGUGGCUGGCGCCCCGUGAGGAGGACCGAGCCAGACAGCAGAACCGAAGAGGCCUCAGAGAGGAGCUGUGAAGCACGGAGCCCACGGGCACGGGUCGGAGGCCGAGACUCGCGCUCUCCUGCUGGGCUGCGUCUCGAGGCUCACCUGUACGUGACACACGGCGUUGGAAGCGUCCUGACUGCAGGUGGACGUGUGAUGUGGUCAUUUUUGAGUUGGGGGCGGGGAAGAAGUCAUAGAGAAAAUAGAUUUUUUUUCUUUUCUGGGGAAAAAAAAUCACUUGCGUUGGCAUUAUGCAGUUCUUGUAAUACACAAUGAUUACUGUGUAUUUUUCAAGCUGUGAAACAGCAGCUUUAUUUCUGUCACAGAAAAAUAAAUGGUACCAGAAGUCUCCUUCCUGUCCUCGCCCUUCAUUAUAACGGACGUGUCAGCUGGGCAUGAGGCUGGAGAGACGUGACUGUCUUCACCAUUAUACAUAAAAUAAAGAAGAGAAGGUGUCUUGACCUGGAUGUUACCAUGGGGCCAACUUUUAAACCAUACUAUUGAUGAUCGAAAUGAUUUCCUGGUAACUCAGUAGGAAGACUGCUAUAUUAAGGAUCAUUCGUAAAACAUCAUAAAAGUCUAGCAAAUGAAAAAAGCCCCUGGAGUCUGUAAUCAGGGUUGUUAUGUUUUAUCUGUUUUUCUGUUUAUGCCUCAUAAAAAGAGAAUAAGAAGUCUUCUGCGAGAGUUUUCUGCUUCUUUAGAGGUUCAUCUGUGUUCUGUUUCUCCCUGAAGCCCUAUUUUUAUGACCUACUUAUAACACAAAAGUGUACUGACUGCUGCCAGAAAAGUGUUCUCAGUAUUUAAAAAACAGCGUUGUAUUUUAUUCAAGUCACUGAGUUCUGUGUAAAGUCUCAUCAAGUAUAUUAAAUUAAUUGUACCUGGUAUUUUAUUCUUAUUGUAUAUUACGUAAUGACUCCAGACUCAGAAAGGACCUCCCCAGUGUCAGGGAGGGCUGCAUGGUGAUUUGGCAACUUCCCAGGGUUCUCAAGGAAUUAAAUCUGCAAACAGUACUUUGAAACUGCACUAAUUUCCACAUCAUCGCUUUAAUAUAUAGUAAUUUAAUACACUAUUAAUUUUUAAAGCUUAUUCUGUAUUUGACAUUUAAUUAUAUAAUUCCAUUUUCUAAAGGUCUUUGCACAAAAUUUGAUUUUACUGUGUCUUAAACUAAUUUUGGCAUAGUAAAAUACUUUUUAAAAAAUAAAAAUUAUUAAUUUUGUUUAUAAUGUUUUUAUAUCCAAGCAUAGGGUCUUAAAGCUGUGCCACCAAACGUACCCAUGUGUGUGUUUUAACGAUACAUUUUUCUUGCAGCUUAUAAGGAUUUCCAAAACAAUGCAAUAGUAUUUAUCAUUUUUCCAAACCAGCCAAUACCAAGACUGGUGUGUUUUCAGUGAUAACUGAACACACUGGAUUCAUUUCUCUGAAAGUGGAUUUUGUGGUCUGUCCGGGGAAUGGAUCCAGCGUGAUCGGUUGGGUGAGACGCGCCUGAAGGAUUUACGCGUCUGGACGCCACGGCUGAUGACGUCAGCACGCUGUAGCUGGGAUUCCCGUCGCUGUCGCCGUCGUAGCCACCUUCGUGGUCCUGUAGUAACGCACCUGGAGGGCUGGGCUGCCUGACCCUGGAGAAAAGCCUUCAGCUCCUACUCGUGCCUGCCGUCGUCACACUCAGACGACAGUGUGUUCCUCUGACAGGACUGAACGUGAAGCAUCUCUACGUGAAGGGCCUCAUCAAGCUUUCUCUGUUACGAUGACCUGUGCCUUCUGCUGAUACCGGGGCGCCUCCUCUGGUACUUUUAGGUAUUCUGUUAAUUAUGUUUACUUUUUGGAACUGUGUAAGCCUAACAAUAAGUAAAAGGACUUUGCCUAA